Nerophis lumbriciformis (worm pipefish) is the source of this 495-nucleotide messenger RNA. The record is from RefSeq and is a predicted model, not a curated record. Lineage: Eukaryota; Metazoa; Chordata; Actinopteri; Syngnathiformes; Syngnathidae.
AUGCAUCCGCAGCAGAUGUUUUGCCAAGCACAUUUCGCUAUCAGAGCCACAGUUGUCGGGAAGACUGGAGUCACAACUGGUCGGAACAUAACGGACUUUGUCGUCAAUAAAAUCAAAUAUGAUGUCAAACUGAUCAAGAUGUUCAAGGGCCCUGAGAAUUUAAAUGCCGUCUACACGGCAUCAAGCUUUGCAGCGUGUGGAGUCAAUCUGAUCGUUGGCAGACAGUAUUUCAUCUCGGGACAGGAUUGGGACGGCUUUCUACAGGUUGACCAAUGCGGUUUUGUUCGGCCUUGGAGUGACUUGAGUGCCAUGCAGAGGAAAGGUUUGUCACAGACCUACAAAACGGGUUGCAACUGCAAGAUCACACGCUGCACAUCUAUCCCUUGCGGCAGCGGCUUCUCGGAGUGCUUGUGGCCAGACUCUCUGAUGUUCCAGAACUUUGCUUGCGUUGAGAAAAAUGACGGCUCUUGUGCCUGGUUCAGUGGACUUGCCUAG